CUUAAAUUGAAUUAUCUUCACGUCGCUUCGUGUGUAGAAGGGUGCUUCGCGACCGCUACCUCGACCUUGGUUGCUGUCUCAUGGUCAUUGAGCGAAGUUUAUACGUCGUCGACGAUUACAAAAUUAUGAUUGAUGAUGACGGAACGAUUUCUCUCUUGUUCAUAAUCGUCUUUUACUAGGUCCGUCGCCCCCGGAUGAGGCCGUCUUCAUCCUAGUUGAUCAGAUGUAGAAAGUGUGACGCAUAAUCUUCUUAAAAGACUAACUGAUUUGCGAAUUAGCAACUAAAAAUUGAAAAUGAAGCUUCUUCGCUCAAGUAGGCGCCUGCUUGUUUCUGCUCGUCGCGGUUUGCCCAAAGUGCACCCGUCCACGGGUAUGGUGCUGAAAAAGAGCAAAGGACAGCACAUCUUACAUAACGAGGGCGUCCUGGAUGUCAUCGUGGAAGCGUCAGGCUUGCGUCGCUUCGCAGACACGGUUUUGGAAAUCGGUCCGGGAACUGGUGUUCUCACCAUGAAACUGCUGGCACACGCGCGUCGGGUGAUUGCCAUCGACAUCGAGGAAUCCAUGCUGCACGAAGUGAAGUGCCGUGCAGAAGCGCUUGGCCUAGUGCGCCAUCGCAAGGACCUUGCCUUCACCACAGAGGAACGAAAGUCAGACGAAGACCUCGUCGAAAAAUUUUUCGUUGACCACGCACCACCAUCGCAGCAACGGCAAGGUGCAGAAGGCCUUGGCUCUGGGCAACGCCUAGAAGAGGUUGGUUCAGCUGAGGAAAGUCGUCUGGAAGACGUACAGCAAAAUGUACAGCAAUUCUCUAGUUCGGCGCCUGAGGUGAAUCCUGGGGGUCGGCGUGCGCGCAAUGCGAAACCCGCGGUAGAGGUUUUUCGAGAGGAGUUAGGAGAUAACUGCAACUUGAGGCUGUAUCAUGGUGAUGUGCUCGAUCAGCAAGUUUUUCUCGGCUCUCGCGCGCAGCUGACGCUUCCCCGUUUCGACGUCUGCGUUGCUAAUCUCCCGUACCGCAUCAGCAGCGCCUUUCUGUUCUUCCUACUGAAUUUAUGCGAAAUGGACCUAAAGGCGCACGAGGCAGAUAUACUUUGGACACGUACUUCCGCAUCGUCAUAGAGAGGAGAUCUCACUUGUGGUAAGUAAUUGGUAUUUCUUACCUCAAAAGCUAUAAGUUUUCGUGUGUUUCUAACAACUGCCCUCUGCCAUGAGCACACGAGAUGGAAGCGAGCAGUGCUGAUGUUUCAGGCAGAAUUUGCAGAACGGCUUGUAGCAGACCCAGGAGAGCACAAGUUUAAUCGCCUGAGUAUGAACGCGCGUCUAUUCUGCAAGGCAGAAAAGAUUAUGGAUGUGAAAGGCGGGAGUUUUAUCCCGCAACCCCAAGUCCGGUCCACCAUCGUCCGACUAACGCCAAGAACCGACGUCUGUCAGAAAAGCCUUUCCUCCAGUAUGAAGUCCAUCUCGAAAGCAGAGACUUGGAGACCACAACAAGGAUCAUCAUCUUUGAUUUCUCCGCUUGCCGCUGCCGAGGUCACUUUUUUGGAGUGGAACACAUUGAUGAAGCUUCUGUUUCAAAGACGCAAACGAACGCUAAUCGCCACGUUUCGACUUCGAAAAGUACAGAGCAUGCUGGAGAGCAACUACCGGAAAUUCUGUUCCGUCACUAGAACGGUUCCAAGAGGUAUGCGUGGCAUUGUUUUGUAGGCAUUUGCCGGCGCGCAGAUGACGAGGCCCUAUGCUAGCUUACUCAAUCUUGUUGGGAGAGAUAAAAAAGAUAUUCAUGGAGUUACCACGAUAGAAACGCUGGUUUACGGCAGAUUAGAGCUCGUCCUUGGUCAAUUGUUACGGCGAUCUUUUGUGAUUUCCAUCCUUUUGUUGUACUUCUAAUCCUCUCUUUGGCCUGAAUGUGCGCGAUGUUUGCGUGGAUUUGAUGGGCGAGCGUUUGGCUCGCAGGUGUGUUGCGGAGCUAGACGCGCCAGUUUUGGUCGAAAUGUUGCGAAAAUUUCACUCGCACGGCAUUUACAUCCAUCCAGCCAGUGUCGACGAGCUUUCCGCUAAGCAACGCCUCUCUGGUGACUUCUUUCCUGUUUCUGGUGACAACGGAGCACCCUUCGGUACCGGUGGCGGGUAUCACAGCCCCUACUUUCAUGUACCGGAUGAUGAGGUGGAAACAUCCGGGAAAAUCAACAUGAUGAGUUCAUCAGGUGCUGCAAAUGAAAAAGGGUAUUAUAGUUUGAAUGCUGACACGGGUGGUAGUGAAAUGAUAAGUAGAGCAGAGGCGGACGACGACAGCUUCCAAGAAGAGGAUUGGAACAAAAUUUUCGCCUUCCGCAGUACCGGUAGUGAACAUCGCGAGGAUCAUGUCGACAACAGCAACAACGUGAAGGACCACGGUGAUAGCGAGGAUUCGAGAAGUAGUCUAGACGAGCAAAACGUUGAUAUGAAUGACGAAGUUGACGAUUAUUGUACAGGUUCACCUGUAAAAAAACCGAAUUCCCCCACCGCGACCUUCAUUUCUCCUAUAGGAAGAACAAACGAGAUCAAGGUCAUGAGCUGUACUAUGGCCGCUACAACAAGAACGAGCUGCAACAGCGCAAUAAGCCCCAGAGCAUCAGUACCCAUCCCAACUACCUUAAAGAGUAAGAGCAGAUUGCAGGCGCACGUAGAAGAUGUGGUCAAGGAUAGUAUUAGAUUUGAAUAUGAUGAUCAAGAGCAAGAUGAAGAUCCGUUCGGGUCAAAUUGGCGCUACUCUAGACCAUUUUUGUCUUGUAAAAGAAGUAAAAUGGAUCACGAAAGAGAGUGAUGAGCGCGCAAAGAUCCA
This is a messenger RNA of Amoebophrya sp. A25, 2818 nucleotides long. The record is from the annotation of a GenBank genome assembly. NCBI's taxonomy places the organism in Eukaryota, Dinophyceae, Syndiniales, Amoebophryaceae.